UAUGAACUAUUUGAAUCAAGGUCAGUCUAGAGUCGCUCAAAGGUCGUCCAUGAAUUAGUCUCACUAUGAACAGCCAUAAAGUAUUCACGUGAUAUCCCAAACUACUAGUGAAUCAUCAUGACAAUAGAAGAUCCAGACCUUGAGGCUGGGAAAAAUAUUGAUGUCGACGAACUACUAGCGUCAUUUGCAAUUGACUUACCUGAUGAACACACCGAUCCUGAGAAGUUACUACGCAAAGAGCUAUUAUCACUUAAGCAAAUGAGAAAAACCCUUACUGAUAUUGAUCAUGAAGUUAAGAAGUGUGAACGUAAAGAAGAGAAAUCGAAAGCUAUGAAACCAAGGGAAAAAGCUAAAGAAGAAGCGAUGAAGCUUCUUAAGUCAGGAGCAAUAUCAAUUGAGAACAAAAAUGAGCGUCACACAUUUAAACGUAAACCUAAGGAAAGUGAAGAAGAUGAGGUGCCAGGACCCAACAUGAACUUAAAGGUAAAACAGUCACUCUACCGCAAUUUUCUACCUGGUCCAAUACUUAACGCGUUGGGACCUGAGGAAAAAAAAGUAGACGUCUUAUCUAACCAUAAAGCGGCUACUUGUGAAGUUAACUGUACGGAUGCUUCUGAGACCUUACAAACUAAGAGGAAACAGCAGUUCAACCUCCUACUGGAUGACAAAAAUUUGGAUACGGACCAAAUAACGGAUGUUUCAGAUUCAUGCAGUGUCGAUCAGUUACAUUCUCCGAACCGACCAGCGCACUCUACCUUAUAUGUUGGAUAUCAUAAUAUCACUGAAUCUUUUAUUCAUGAUGUUUUCAAGCAUCAUGGUACCGUUGUAAGGAUUAGGAUUGGUAAUCCCUCCAACCAUGCCUACGUUACAAUGGCUACGAAUCAAAUGGCCCAAAGUGCAUUGAAGCUAGAUCACCAAAUGGUAAGCAAUCGUCUUUUGCGUGUAUCGUUUGCUCGGAGACCUUUCCACGUGAAACCUUUUUCACCUACAAAAUAUAGUCCAUAUCGGUCAUUUCGAAAACCAGCUUGCUGUAACUCGAACGAGGGGCCUUCAAACAGAAUAUCAAGCGAACUUAAUCGAGAUCUAAUUACUUAUGAGGACUUGUAUUCUGAUAAAUGAACUGUACAAUUAUAUUUAAUAAACUGUUAAACAGAAAUCGAACUCUUAAUUCAUUUUUUCAUAUGUGAACGUAUUUUUCCUGUUCUUUCGAAAAUUCUUCCUAGUUCUAUUGUCAUUCAUAACACAUGAAAAGGUCCUUUUAUAGAUGUAUAUCCCUUUUACGGAUCUGUAGAAAAUGGGACAAGAAUGUAAUGUGCUGUAACGUUCAUCAUAAAUCAGCAAUCAUUGCGCUUAGAAAAACAUUCGGCAGUUACAAAUCGACUGGACGACUUACAGUUGAACUGAGGGAUGUUUGUCAGUGUAGACUACCUGGAUACGCUAUGUGUGGUACUCAGUCAAUGGCUAGGGACUUCAAAUGAUAUGACUCAGAAUCGCUCGCAAUGGUGCAGGUUCAUUCACGCUUUGUCUUACGUUGAACCCUAAGUUUGUAGACUGUCUUAUACCUUUUCCACGUUUUCUAUACCUAAUUUCCCUAUCACUAAUGAUACUGUUAUUACUUCUACUAUGGGAUUUUUCUUGAUAGUUUUAUCUCGCUGUGCUAAUGGUGUGUGGCAACUUGGUUUGAUGAACACAUGUGCUAGGUUCUACGUUGCACACGACUGGCUGAUAUGAAGGCUAGUUACACUGAUUAGCUACUUAGUUAAUGACUGGAUUGAGUUGAAUAAGCCAGUGUAGGUUAGUACACUCGCUCUUAAAGCUAAUCAUGCUACCUGGUUGGAUAGACCGGGGCAAGUGAUGUGGAGUGUAUGGUUGCAACUUAAAUGUGUUGUAGCCAAUAAACUGCAUUCCAGAGUAGAGUGGGGAUACAAACAUAUGGUUUAGUGGGCUAAAGGAAUAUAUCAAACCGCAUGGCAAAAUAGAUGAGUUGAUUCGUUUGCGACUAAAAGCCAUAAUAAAAGGGAUGUAUCUGUCAGUCAAGCCGAAGUUUGUAUCAAAUGAAUCGCUCGUUGAGGCGGUUAUAUGCAUACAGAUUUACUCCCAAUAGACCCUCCAGUUGUGUCUAUCACUCAACAUGUACAAGCCAAGCCUCAUACUUUGAGAGAACAGGAAGGAGGGUUGUUGUAUUCAUCACUGAGCACAGUCAACAGAAACUUAAACUCAAAGGAUACCAUUUCCAGUCGUGCGAUUGCUAGCUAUGUGCUUGACAGUCGGCAUGAUGUUGAUGUGUCAGUCUUUCGAAAUAAUUAAUAAAUUAACUUAGGACUUAUUAAGUUUUGUCGAAGCAGUUUCCAUGAAAAGAUUUAUGAAUCCAGUAAGGCCCAGUUAACAAGUUUGCUUUACCGUGGUCUGGUUACAAAUUUCUUGUUUAACUUUUUUCUUAUGAUAUUAAUUAUGAUUCCUUAGUCCUUAUCUGAUCUAGUCGAUUCAUUUUACUGUUAUGCAUCACAUGACAUGAAACUGACCUUUCAUGUCAUUUCUAGAAUUUCUGGUUUUAUGCUAUCUCCAGUCUUUCUUCUAGUAUAUGCACAUCGAAUAACUGUUUGAACAAACCUAGUUCUUCCUCGGUCGUCGUUCUCCAUUAUUCAAGUGUAUCAAGACUAAUUUUUUAUUACGUAUAAUAUGUAUCUUGUAUUGCUUUCUAAGUAGUAAACAGCUAAAGAGAAUCUUCAAAAUACAUAAUAUAAAUCCAUGUUAAUCGGCUACCUUCCUACCUUAGUUCAAAAACAGUAUUUGACUGUUUAUCAAUGGAGUAGAAUUACAUUUCACAGUAAAAGGCAUUAUUAAAUGUCAGUCAGUAUAAAGACAAUGUUUGUGGUUGUUGUUUGGAUCUUAUAAAUAAAAAAAUAUAAAUCUACGACCCUCCAUAUGUUUUCUAAUUUCUGCCUGAAGAAAAUAAUCUAUAUUAUUCUCCAUGGUAUUUAAACAGUGUCGAAUCUUGUCAGUAUAAAUGGGCUAUCAUCUACAACCUUUGUUAUGGUUAAAAUUUUCAUUUUCCCUUCGUUCUAGUACAUGUUUAAAUUCGAUGGUGAAUUCUUCACGGAAUAUAAAAGAAUUCAUAUAUAUGAAGCAGUAAAUCAACUAAAACGUCUCCGUUGUUUCGGCGCAUUGUGUGCAAUCAACACUAUUGUUUGGAGUUUUUCUACAUGUAAUCCACGACAGAUACAAACAACUAGUAGCAAUUUUCAGCUCUUCAAAGAAACUGCCCCUAAAUCUUACGAAAAAAUGGUAGAGAGUUUUAGACUGAAUUCGGAUACCAAACGACUUUAUCCUUGGAUAACAGCUGUACUUGCUUUCUCCUCGUUUCUUGGAGGACUUCUUUUACCACGUCGUAUGAUUCGCAACAUAAUUUUAAUAACCGCUGAGAAUAACAAUACUUCGGCACUACAAAAGUUUAUUCAGAUCGAUACCCAUGGAGCUUUUGGUAUUAAAAGUAAUGGUAGAACAUUCAAGAGACCUUUGAGAUAUAUAUCAUUUGACUACAAAUCACCACACUCUGAUGUAUCCAGAAUAAAUAUUCGUGUCAAACAUGUACCUUUCGGUUUCAUACUUGAUUUACGAAAGGCAAAACACAUUGAUGAAAAUGAAUUGUGCUGUCUAAUGUACAAAGUUAAUCAGAAGUGUAGUACUUAAUUCUGUAAUAACUGUAAUAUGUAUUAUCUUAUAAAUUUCAUGUUACUGGAUAAAUAAUAUGAAUGCUUGUAGACAAUGUUCAUGUAAAAUCAGUGGUUUUUAAUCUACUGAAACUAUUGUAUUACCAAUAUCCUACUCAUAAUUUAUACUAAUGGCUUACGAUGAAAUAAAAUAGACUCCAUAUUUGUUUAUUGUUCUACGUCUAUUUAACACUUGGAAUCGAACUGAUAGGGUUUUUAUGGCCCGAGGAUCUGACUCCUAUUUAGAUCGUACGAACGUUUGUUAUCGCCUAUUCUCAUCGACUUAAAUCGCGUUAGUCAAUAACGGAAUUAAAUAAGUCGAAUAACGAGAAUUGACUUGAAAAUACAUAUAUUUUGUAUAUGAAGCGAAUGAAACAGAGCAGAACAAAAUGACACGCAGGGAAGAUGGCUGGGAAGCCAACUCCAUUUUAGUCAAGCGUUACUCAAUAUUUAUAGUCCGACAAAAUAAAGCUACACACAUGUGAUUAAUGGGAUAAGAAGGGCACACACAUAUACGCUCAUAUAGAAACAGUCAAGACUGAUAAGUGAAUAAUUGACAAGGUCAAAAUAUGACUUAAGUAGAAUGAAUAGAAUGGAAUGUCCGAAAGCUAGAAUAAGAUAUAUGGGCUUAAAAUAAUGAAUGACAUUGCAGGGUUGACUAAUGCCCUAGAAGCCCUUGUUAUUUGUAAGUUUGCAUGAGAAACUUGUAUUUAAGAUUCCAGUAAAGUACUACAAAAGUGUCAUUCACCUAUUGACUCGAAAGUACAUUUCAUGUGAGUUUACACUACUAUCCUGCGGCAGUGAUAUUGUGG
Molecule: messenger RNA, 4522 nt
Organism: Schistosoma haematobium
Lineage: Eukaryota; Metazoa; Platyhelminthes; Trematoda; Strigeidida; Schistosomatidae
Exons: 13
Coding region: 118-1119 (333 amino acids)
Molecular function (GO): RNA binding
Source: RefSeq, a predicted model, not a curated record